This is a messenger RNA of Priceomyces carsonii, 342 nucleotides long. RefSeq names its product 60S ribosomal protein eL30 (gene RPL30). Gene Ontology annotation, cellular component: cytosolic large ribosomal subunit. The coding region runs from base 1 to 342 and encodes 113 amino acids. The transcript has 2 exons. The record is from RefSeq and is a predicted model, not a curated record. NCBI's taxonomy places the organism in Eukaryota, Fungi, Ascomycota, Pichiomycetes, Serinales, Debaryomycetaceae. Gene Ontology annotation, molecular function: structural constituent of ribosome; RNA binding.
AUGGUAGGUUCAAGAAGAAUGGCACCAAAAUCCGCAAAGAACCAAGAGAACAUUAGCGCCAAGUUAGGUUUAGUUAUCAAAUCUGGUAAAUACACCUUGGGUUACAAAUCUGUUGUUAAAUCCUUAAGAACUGGUAAAGCUAAGUUAGUUAUAAUUGCUGGUAACACGCCAGUCUUGAGAAAGUCAGAAUUGGAAUAUUAUGCCAUGUUGUCUAAGACUCAAGUUUACUACUACCAAGGUGGUAACAAUGAAUUAGGUACUGUCUGUGGUAAAUUAUUCAGAGUUGGUACUUUAGCUGUUAUCGACGCAGGUGACUCUGAUAUCCUUUCUAGCCUUAACUAA